Monodelphis domestica (gray short-tailed opossum) is the source of this 4776-nucleotide messenger RNA. It is a transcript of the gene DDHD2, whose product is annotated as DDHD domain containing 2. The record is from RefSeq and is a predicted model, not a curated record. Gene Ontology annotation, cellular component: cytoplasm; COPII-coated ER to Golgi transport vesicle. Lineage: Eukaryota; Metazoa; Chordata; Mammalia; Didelphimorphia; Didelphidae. Gene Ontology annotation, molecular function: metal ion binding; triacylglycerol lipase activity; glycerophospholipase activity.
GUGCCCCGGCUCCCUCUCCCUUCCUCCUCCCGCAUCUCGGAUGCUAGGAGCCGGGGUGGGCUGGGGUGAAGUGGGGGGCAGGAGGGAGGAGACCAGAGCUAAGGCUCCGCGGCUGCGCGUGGGAGCCGGAGCGAGGGCGGGGGUGUAUCCAGACUCUCAGCGAGCGCCCCGCCCUCCUUCCUCCCCUAGGGUCCCCGCCCGGCCUCGGGGAGGGGCCUGGGCGCUGACAGGCCGGGCCGGCCCUCCAGCGGACGGAGGCCGAGAGAAGAAAACACAAUGUCAUCUGUGGGACAGCAGCAAGAACAGCUGUCCCAGUCAGAUCUUUCCCCAUCAUCAAAUUCUUCUAGUUCCUUUGAGAUAAUAGACAUGGAUGCAGCCAAUUUGUAUGAGCCGGUAUCUCCUCACUGGUUUUACUGCAAGAUAAUAGAUUCAAAAGAGACAUGGAUUCCUUUCAACACUGAAGAUUCACAGCAGCUGGAAGAAGCUUAUAGUUCUGAAACAGAUUGUAAUGGAAGAGUUGUUCCCACCGAUGGGGGCCGAUAUGAUGUGCAUUUGGGAGAGAGGACAAGGUAUGCUGUGUAUUGGGAUGAGCUAGCAUCAGAAGUGAGGCGCUGUACUUGGUUUUACAAAGGAGACAAAGACAAUAAAUAUGUUCCCUAUUCUGAGAGCUUCAGUCAACAAUUAGAGGAAACCUACAUGCUUGCUGUAACACUAGAUGAAUGGAAAAAGAAACUUGAAUCCCCAAAUAGAGAAAUCAUUAUAUUACAUAAUCCAAAGCUGAUGGUUCAUUACCACCCAGUGGCAGGAUCUGAUGAAUGGGGAUCUAUACCUACUGAACAGGGGCGCCCUAGAACCGUGAAGAGAGGAGUUGAAAACAUCUCCGUUGAUAUUCCUUGUGGAGAACCCUUACAAAUAGAUCAUCUGGUUUUUGUGGUCCAUGGAAUUGGACCAGCUUGUGAUCUUCGAUUCAGAAGCAUUGUACAGUGUGUAAAUGAUUUCCGUGGUGUUUCCUUGAGCCUGCUACAAACACACUUUAAGAAAGCCCAAGAACAACAACAGAUUGGCCGGGUAGAGUUUCUUCCUGUCAACUGGCAUAGCCCUUUGCAUUCUACUGGUGUGGAUGUAGAUCUGAGGAGAAUUACUCUGCCCAGCAUCAACCGCCUUCGGCACUUCACCAAUGACACAAUCCUGGAUGUCUUCUUUUACAAUAGCCCCACCUACUGUCAGACUAUCGUGGACACAGUUGCUUCUGAAAUGAACCGAAUAUACUCGCUCUUUCUGCAGAGGAACCCUAAUUUCAAGGGGGGCGUAUCCAUAGCUGGUCAUAGUUUAGGAUCACUUAUAUUAUUUGAUCUCCUAACAAAUCAGAAAGAUCUUUUGGAGGAAAAUGACAGUGAAAAGGUUACUCAAAGGGUUGUUUUGGAUCAGGAAGAUACAUUGGGCCUGGAAGAAGAUCUCAAGAAACUUCAGCUCUCUGAAUUCUGUAGCCUCUUUAAGAAAGAGAAAAUGGAUAAAACAGCUCUGGCUUUGUGUACAGACAGAGAUCUUCAGGAAAUGGGAAUUCCUUUGGGACCAAGAAAGAAGAUACUAAACUAUUUUAAGAACAGGGAAAACACACAGGGUAUUAAACAAAAUCAGCAGUCAGUUUUGGGAGAGAAUUUACCAGCACUUUCAGAAAAAUUCAAGGGCUGUAAUAGUACUGAUGGUGCUGGAAAUGAUGACUAUUUGGAUAUUAGCAUUGGACAGGCUUCUGUGAAAUACCCUAGGCUAAUCUAUAAACCAGACAUCUUUUUUGCCUUUGGAUCUCCCAUUGGAAUGUUCCUUACUGUCCGAGGAUUGAAAAGAAUUGAUCCCAGCUACAAACUUCCAACUUGCAAAGGUUUCUUCAAUAUUUAUCACCCUUUUGACCCUGUGGCAUAUAGGAUUGAGCCAAUGGUGGUUCCAGGAGUGGAAUUUGAGCCUAUGCUGAUCCCGCAUCAUAAAGGCAGGAAAAGGAUGCAUUUGGAACUGAGAGAAGGCUUGACCCGGAUGAGCAUGGACUUAAAGAACAAUGUGUUGAGUUCCUUGCGAAUGGCCUGGAAGUCCUUUACCAGAACUCCAUACCCAGCCCUUCAGGCUACAGAAGCAGCUGCUGCAGAUGAAUCUGAACCUGAGCCUGAACCAAUCCCAGAGAAGCCAAGUGAUGGUCAAGCAGGAGAUUCACUUGUGGCAGAUAAAGAAGAAACUGCUUCUAUCAAUGUUGGAAUGCUGAAUGGGGGCCAGCGAAUUGACUACGUAUUACAGGAGAAACCUAUUGAAAGUUUUAAUGAAUAUUUAUUUGCAUUGCAAAGCCAUCUCUGCUAUUGGGAAUCUGAGGAUACAGUUUUAUUGGUUCUUAAAGAAAUCUACCAAACCCAGGGAAUCUUCUUGGAUCAGCCUACCCAGUGAAAACCGCUAUCUCUACCUUCUGUGGCUGUUUAAUAUGAACACUGAGGACUUUGCUUCUCUAGAGAAAUCACCUUUCUUGUUGCUGCUGCCACCUUCUUGAACAUGGCCUGCCUCAUGCCCCCUACCCUUUGCCCUGCUGUGGGGAGGGAGAAUCAACUUCCUCUGGAAGUGAUGUGUAUAUUUUUAUCACUGGUCUCACAUGAAAAUGUUUAUCUGUUCACCAGAUCACCAGAGCCAGUGGUAAGAACAGCUUCAGUUCUUGGGAUCUUCCCUCUCGCUCUCCCUUUCCCUUUCUCAAUUGCUCAUGAUUUCACCCUAAUGAUUGGCAGAAUGAUUAUGGAUGCUGAGGGGCAGCAGCAGCAUCCAGGGGAGUAAUGAGGCAACCCGUAUUCAGAGUCACUGCAUACACACCCUAAGUCUACGUUGUCAUGGAAUGGCUUUUAAGUGACCAGAACUCCAUCAAGAAAAGGGUCUUCUGAACUAGUGUUAAAUCAGGUAUUUAUGGCCAAAGAUGUCAGAUAUCUUAGAACAAAUUCAAAUAGAAAAGGAUCCCUGCUGCCCAUAUUGACUUAGAAAACCACAAAUUAAGUUGAUGUUGUACUGUAUUUUUAUUUGUUCUGUUAAAUGUUUCCCAAUUACAUGCUAAUCUGACUCAGGCUUCACUUGGAAGUUUUGCAGGCCUGUUUGAUACUUCUGUCUUAGAAACUUCCUUUCCAUUCUAAUACCUCAUCCUGGGAAGCUCAGGGCACAGUUUGAUGGUUAUUUAAUGUAACAGAUCCCCAAUAAGACUAGCUGAAAUAACAGUGUGUGGUUAAAAAUCCUGAAAUAACUUUUCCUGGAGGAUGCACAGACACACUGCAGCUGAGAAGCUUGAUUAGGCUACGUACACUAAAAAUAAAACAGGAAGGUUUGCUAGCUGAACCAUUUCAAUAAAUGGAACCUUUGUAAAAUAUCUUGCAAACCCAUGUGGUUGAGGGUGGCAUUGCUUGCCCCUAUGAGCAAACUGCCACUUUAUUCUAAUCCCACUGUCUCGAGUGCUUCAUAGAAAGGCUAGCUGUGUUGGCUGAGCAGGUGCUUUGGGGCAGCAUUCACGGAACUCAUCCUGGAUGGAAGGGCCUCCAGAGGCCGGAAGGAUAGCCUUGGCAAGCUACGCAUACUGCUGGCUGAGCCCAGAGUGGCCUGGCCCUUGUGCAAAAGCAGGUGAAUUCAAAUGAAAGGACUGUUGCCAGUGAGUCACUUUUUACCUGCAUAGUUGGGGAUGCCUUUCUCUUUGGGGCUUGGGGGUUGCUACCUAUCCUAUGUGGGAGUAAAACUGUUGCAAAUUUCAACAGUCUCUCAAACUCCCUUAAAAAACCAUCACACUCCAUUUCUAGUGUACUAGAAGCAGGAAAGGCUUCAUUUUAAAACUAAUUUAUUGUAUCAUUAUAGUAAGGCUAGAGUCAUCUUGAAGUAGAUCUUCAGGGUAGCAGUGGCCUUUACAGAAAAAGCCCAGGAGGUGGGGAAGGUCCCUGGCAAGAGACCAUCCUGUGCUGAUUGCCAUGACUGAGAGCAAGACAGCCUGGCCUCUUCUUGUUGCCCUGAUUGCCAGCAAAUACUGGCCAAGAAACUUAGAAAUCUGUUAUGUGGGAUGUUGUUUAUUAUGUAAAAUAUGAGAAGUUUGAACUAAUCGAUGGGAAGGGUCCCAGGAAGCUCCUGACCCAGGCUGUGCAGUCAGUGUGGAGAAGCAGAUCACAGUUGCUGAACCAAAGAUGGAAAGGGUAUCAAUAGGGUAGCUGAGAUAACCGCUCUCAGUACUAACAGCUUGGGAGUAUUAGCAACGAGGGAAUGCUUGUUUGUAAGAGAGCUUUGUCCUUUGGCCCACUCACCUGUGAGAUAUCAUGGUAGGAAUGUUUGUUUGUAAAAAAAGAGCUUUGUCCUUUGUCCUGUCCCUCCCCACCCAUGAUGUAUCAUGGUAUGUAUGGAUGGUUCGUAUCUAUUGGGCAUCAUUAGCCUCUGAUAACUUUUAUUUGUCUAUUAUUUGCACUACUUAAAAUUCAUCAUGUGCAAUCUCUUGACCAAGCCUGAAAAGCUUACUUAGUCUGUUUGAAGAUUCUCCCUAGUGCAGUGAUAUUUUGCACAUGUUCCUGGCAAUAGUAUUAGCACUGCCCAUUUUAGCAAAAGCAUCUAUCUGCCUGCUGCAUGGAACAAUUCACUGUUCUGAUGGCUUUUCAAUUUGGGGCACUUUGGAAAUGUUUGUUUUUAUAACACGAACCUAUAGAAAAUUCUGCCUUGAAUUCUGAAAUAAAACCUAGCUGCUUCUUUUACCAACUUUAAUCUGUUUUUCAAUAAAGAAAAGCUCCAUGUUCUGUU